Molecule: messenger RNA, 1683 nt
Organism: Penicillium salamii
Lineage: Eukaryota; Fungi; Ascomycota; Eurotiomycetes; Eurotiales; Aspergillaceae
Source: the annotation of a GenBank genome assembly
AUGGCAAGUAAUACUCAUCUGACCAAAGGCCUGCGUCACAUACUCCGACCACGUCUAUUGAAGUCGGGCGAAGCUUUCGUCAUCAGGUACAAGAACCCGUUACGGAACCACAAAACAGACGUGUGGAUUGGGGUGAUCCUUCCGCAUAUGUUUGGUCCAGAGAGUCACUCCAAACGUCGCCCUCCAUUUGCACAGCCAGAAGAAGGUGACUGGACCAAACAUCCCAAAGAUCGGGUGUACUCAGUUUACCUGCCCGGAAGAAAUAUGUACCGAUGGGUUGGAUUCAAUGACAUGUUUAUUCUGGACGAAUGGACAUUCAACGUCAUGAGAAAAAUGGGCCGACAGGAUGAAAGCAAGGUUUGGGACGACCUUGUUGAGAUCAUGGGUACUAAGCCUGACAUGUCGUUCUGGAAGGAAAUGUCAUUACAAGAGGUAGGCACCAAAGGAAAACGUGGCCGGGAGGUGUACAUCGUGAUGCCAUACAAGGAUGGGGAAGGUCAUGACGCUGAAGAAGAAGAAGAAGAAGAAGGAAGCGGCGGCGAAGCGGGCUCCCAUUCGCUCAAGUCAGAACUUGGGGAUAUGGAAGAGAGCCCGUCCAAGGUACAGGCAACCAAAAAAUCGUUUUCUGCUUCGCGCAAGAGCUACAAGCCAAGCGGGUCGCCCAACAUCCAGGGAAUUGGAGGGCGUGGAAUGAGCGAAGUUCCGCAGUCAGAGAAAAAUAUCAAAUCCGAGACAGACGAUACCGCCCAGCAGCCCCGAGUCUUACAACCUCGCCGUCAGACAGGCUCAAGGCUCCUAAUCAACCAAGAUCCUGCUUCCCGUUCUCUCUCCUCUGCUCUCUCUUCUACCACCAAGUCAUUUCAUCCAGGAAGUGUGGUUUCGCGUCUCACACUUGACUGCAAUGUCCCAAUGGUUGCUGGCGAAAGUUCUCCUAGCCCCGGGUCUCCGAGCCCUACCGCCAAGGAUCACUACACCAAGAUCGACCGUGUUUUGCAACAAGUGAUCAAUGAUGAUGUCUCUUGGGCUUUCCAUCAACACCUCGAGUUUCAGAAACAGCCUGAGUUUAGAGACCUUCGCACAUGGGUGAUCCAUGAGACUUAUCGCCCUCAUGUCGAGCUUCCCGACCCCACGGAAGACCCGCAAGAUCUUCCCGAAUACUCUGCGCUGACGACUGCUAAUGGUGAGACUGUCAUUCGCGUCCUGGGAGAUAUUUUAAAUUUGAACCAAGAGUAUCGGCUCCGAGGCUUCCGUGAUCCAAAGACCCGCCAGGAGGGGAUUGUAUCCCUUGGGAUUAUCUACCAGCACAUCAAAAGCCUCGUGACCAGAGAUCAGAACAUGCAAAAAUUGGUCUCCACCAUUGCUCGCAAGCUUCAAAUUGCUUGGAACUCCUACGCAGGAAUAUCUCUGUGCCAACCUCUCCUCAAUAUUGCAUUCGUCGCAUUCGGGGAUGGCUACGAUCACGAGCGCCCCGAUCUCAUCCAGCAAUGGUUUUUCAAGUUCUUUGCACAGACUUUUGCGUUCUUUUACCACGACUGCCACGAGAAAUUUCUAGAAUUCCUUCGAGCCGACGAGGCGGUUCAAAAGCAGAUUUUCGACCUCCGCGCUGAGUUUAACCGCCGCCAGCCCAUCAUGAAUGAGGAUAUCCGGGUCCUCCUCAUGACCCGAAGGAUCUUCCACUUGUGA